Messenger RNA from Zingiber officinale, 4766 nucleotides. RefSeq names its product sucrose synthase 2-like. Lineage: Eukaryota; Viridiplantae; Streptophyta; Magnoliopsida; Zingiberales; Zingiberaceae. The record is from RefSeq and is a predicted model, not a curated record. Gene Ontology annotation, molecular function: sucrose synthase activity. The transcript is spliced from 16 exons. The coding region runs from base 190 to 2661 and encodes 823 amino acids. Gene Ontology annotation, biological process: sucrose metabolic process.
AGAUCGAGAUGGGCGAGAACAGGGCACAAAAAUUUCCUUUAAUUCCCAAAAGUGGGACCUUUUUCCAUGUAUAAAAUGAGGGGGAGAGGGAGCCCCGUGCUCAUCAUCAACUCAUCCCAACUCACGUUUAUUUCAUUCAAUUGAUCUCCGUGUGCGUUUCUGAAGCAAUUGGAAAGAUCACCGGAGACAAUGUCUGAACGCGCCUUGGCUCGUGCCCAGAGUGUUCGGGAGCGCAUCGGCGACUCCCUUUCGUCCCGCCCUAACGAACUCAUCGCGCUCUUCUCAAGGUUCAUUAGUCAGGGAAAGGGAAUGCUUCAACCUCACCAGCUGCUGGCUGAAUACGAAGCUGCAUUCUCGGAAGCCGAUAAAGCAAAGCUGAAGGACGGAUCAUUCGAAGAUGUUAUCAAGGCUGCACAGGAAGCCAUAGUCAUUCCUCCAUGGGUCGCUUUAGCUAUACGGCCGCGGCCAGGAGUUUGGGAGUACGUUCGGGUGACCAUAAGUGAGCUCGCCGUGGAGGAAUUGACUGUGCCUGAGUACCUGCAUUUCAAGGAGCAACUUGUUGAAGAAAAGUGGGUGAUGAUGAACAUCGAUGGACAGAAUGAUGACUUUGUCUUGGAGUUGGAUUUUGAGCCCUUCAACGCUUCGUUCCCUCGUCCCUCGCUAUCUAAGUCGAUUGGCAACGGCGUGCAGUUCCUUAAUCGACACCUUUCCUCAAAGUUGUUCCAGGACAAAGAAAGCCUUUAUCCCUUGCUGAAUUUCCUCCGGAAGCACAAUUACAAGGGCACGUCGAUGAUGCUGAACGACAGAAUUCAAAGUCUUGGUGCUCUUCAAGCUUCACUAAGGAAGGCGGAGCAAUAUCUUCUGAGUAUCCCAUCAGACACUCCAUACUCCCAAUUCAAUCACCGAUUCCAAGAGCUCGGACUAGAAAAGGGAUGGGGAGACACGGCUCAGCGCGUGCAUCAAAACAUCCAAUUACUUCUUGAUCUCAUGGAGGCACCGGAUCCCUGCACCUUGGAGAAUUUCCUUGGAAUCAUUCCGAUGGUGUUCAACGUCGUAAUCCUUUCUCCGCAUGGCUACUUCGCGCAAGCUAAUGUCUUGGGGUAUCCCGACACUGGUGGUCAGGUUGUUUACAUUCUGGAUCAAGUCCGUGCCUUGGAGAACGAAAUGCUGCUCAGGAUCAAGCAGCAAGGACUCGACAUCACACCUAGAAUUCUCAUUGUGACCAGAUUGCUUCCUGAUGCAGUAGGCACUACUUGCGGACAGAGACUUGAGAAAGUUCUUGGAACCGAGCACACUCACAUUCUUCGAGUCCCAUUUAGAAGUGGGAAUGGAAUUGUUCGCAAAUGGAUCUCUCGUUUUGAAGUAUGGCCUUUCCUAGAGACCUACACUGAGGACGUCGCAAAUGAGUUGGCAGGAGAGCUGCAAGCAAUCCCUGACCUGAUCAUUGGCAACUACAGCGAUGGCAAUCUAGUCUCCACUUUGCUGGCACACAAAUUAGGAGUAACUCAGUGCACCAUUGCCCAUGCACUGGAGAAAACCAAGUAUCCUAACUCAGACAUUUACUGGAAGAAGUUUGAGAAUCAGUAUCACUUCUCAUGUCAGUUCACAGCUGAUUUGAUCGCCAUGAAUCAUGCUGACUUUAUCAUCACUAGCACCUUCCAGGAGAUUGCCGGAAGCAAGGAUACUGUUGGGCAGUACGAAACUCACACUGCCUUUACUAUGCCUGGGCUCUACCGAGUUGUUCACGGAAUCGACGUCUUUGAUCCAAAGUUUAACAUUGUCUCCCCUGGAGCCGAUAUGUCCAUCUACUUCCCGUGCUCGGAGACGAGCAAGAGACUCACUUCUCUCCACCCUGAGAUUGAGGAACUGCUCUUCCAUCCGGAAGACAACACUGAGCACAAGGGCAUGCUUAAGGACACCAAGAAACCCAUUAUUUUCUCCAUGGCGAGGCUGGACCGAGUAAAGAACCUGACAGGCUUGGUCGAGUUCUAUGGCCGAAAUGAACGCUUGAAGGAGCUGGUGAACCUUGUGGUCGUGUGCGGAGACCACGGAAAAGAAUCCAAGGACAAGGAGGAACAGGCGGAGUUCAAGAAGAUGUACGAUUUGAUCGAACAGUACGACCUCCACGGACACAUUCGCUGGAUCUCCGCGCAGAUGAACCGUGUCCGCAAUGGCGAGCUCUACCGAUACAUCGCUGACACAAAAGGAGCUUUUGUUCAACCUGCCUUCUACGAAGCCUUCGGACUCACCGUCGUCGAAGCCAUGACUUGUGGUCUGCCGACGUUUGCGACUGUUCAUGGAGGACCUGGAGAGAUUAUUGUAGAUGGAGUAUCAGGCUUCCACAUUGAUCCUUACCAGGGCGACAAGGCUUCUGAGAUCAUUGUAAAUUUCUUUGACAAGUGCAAGGAAGACCCGUCUCACUGGGAAAAAAUCUCGCAAGGAGGGUUACGAAGAAUCGAAGAGAAGUACACAUGGAAGCUCUACUCAGAGAGACUGAUGACACUGUCCGGAGUCUAUGGUUUCUGGAAGUACGUCUCCAAUCUCGAUAGGCGUGAAACUCGUCGAUAUCUCGAGAUGUUUUACGCUCUCAAAUAUCGCAAUUUGGCUGACUCUGUUCCUCUUGCAGUUGAUGGAGAAGCUGCUGUUAAUGGCAGCAAGUAGUUCCAUCUUGCAUCUAUCUGGGUUGGUUUGUUUGGAUUUCUCAAACUUAAGGAAGAGGCUAGCUUUAUUAGAUAUGAUCAAUAAUUUCCUUAAUCUGUGCAAGGUCAUUGGUGGGGUGGGGGGAGUUAUUGUCUUUGAAGUUAUCAAAAUGUUGUCUUACAGACUGUUGUGGUUGUGCUGCAAUAAAGUAGCUUCCUUUGUCACAAAAAACCUUCCAUUUAAUCCCCAUAAUUUACAUCAAUAUUCCACAAUUAUCAAACAAGCACAACCCAAUCCAACACUUACCUUAUCUUUCUCUGUUCUGAUCAAGUCUCAAUCCAUGGCUAUAAGUUCAAUCUUGAGCAAAAUUUACACAGUCUGAGAGUUCAAACACCACUGGCUAGUGACUUGAAUAUGAGGUUCUUUACAUUCGUACAUGUAGCACAUUAAUCAACAUUAAUUCUCUCCAUGAAGAUAUUUUGGACAAUGGUGUAACAGUUAGGCCUUUCAAGUAAUUAAUCAGAUAUUUAAGAAUAGAAUCUUAGCAUACUGUAAGGAUUUUCCUCUAGUUGAAUGACAACUCUAAGAAUAUUGACCAUUUGGAUAGAGAUCUGUGAGCACUUCCCGAUUUAUUCUAGUGGUCGAUAAGAAAUUUUCAUAGGACUAGACCAAUUAUCUCUAGAAUUAAUUAAUUCGAAUAGUUAAAUACUUGGAUGGAAUGACCUAUCAUAGUUCUGUAAUAUUAGACUACAAUGAGUUGUCAAUGUAGAGCUCUUCUCUUAAAAAUCAAAGUAUAGGAAGAGUACAUCUUUCUGUUGGUGAUCAACAUGCGAUCUUGCUCCCAUGUCAACUCACUAAUCUCCUAGGGUAUAAACCAUGUUACCUUCGAAUAGUAAUAUUGGCGUAAGAAUUAAAUGAGAUCUAACAUUCCAAUCAUAAGAGAAUUUGGCUCAAGAUGUGCAUUUAAUCUUGGGCCUUUUGCUUUUGUUUUUUUGGUUAUGGGUUGGAUUUGGUCAUUCUUAGGGUGCCUCCUCUUCUUGUUAGUUUUUGGCUUUAGGGUUUGAUUCAUGUGGAUACUAAAUGGCAUAUAUAUUGAUUCUGUCCGAAAGCGUGAAGUUGGAAGGUUGGGGAGGUGGCGGCUCCGCUGACUGGCUGUGGACCCCCCUUUAUAAACGUCAGUGCCGAGCCAGGGUAGGGGUCCUUGGCGUUGGCCCUCCGAUGCUCAAGUCAAUCAUCGUAAACAGGGGUGGAACUAGAAAAAAAAUUCAGGGGGGCUGAAUUGUAUAGAUAUUUUUUUGUGCGACUAAAUAAAAAUAUUUAAUAAUUAAAAUUUUACAUCAACUUUUGCAUAAUAUACGAUGUUGCAGAAACUAUACACAUGAAGUCUGAAAUCUAACUGACAAAGAAGUUAAGCUCUAGCCUAUUCAUUUCCAGUGUGUCGAUCCCUCCAAGGCUCUAACUCUUGCAUAAUAUACGUUGCUGCAGAAACUACAGCCAAAUAAACAUGAACGUCACUUACAUAAAUCAUAAUAUGCAUGAAAUUCUCAUAACAAAUAGUGUAGAACAUAGCAAAAAAAGAGGUUCAAUUUUGAGGAAUCAAUGAUAAACAAAGAACACUUUAAUAACAAAUAUUUCUGCCAAUAUAGAAGCAAUAAGAAAUAGUUGUACAUCUCAUUUUGCAACCCACUUGAUAACUAACAACAUGAAACACUCUCCAUGCAAAAGCUAUUAGCCUAUUAAGUUAAUCGCAACCAAUUGAUCUUGUUGAAUACUUAGGAUUCUCAUUUAUACCAUAUAACAGACUGAAUACUAAUACUUAUAAUAUGUGAUUGAAAUGAUAUUGUUAGAGUUUACCAAGAAUCCAAGAGACUAGAACCUGAGAACCUUUCCCUUGUCCCACUUAAUACUCGACCGAAUCUCCAUAAGACCAUAACCUGAUAAAUUAACAUUGAGAACAUUUGAUCUAAUUUGUAAGAAAAAAAAACUAGAAGUUUAGGAAAGAUUAGUCUACCUUUCUUCCAUAGGUGAGCUUCAUUUCUGGGUUGGCACAGAAGUCUGCGACGACUGACGAGUCGGUACAAAAGGAGAUAAUUGGAUUCUACGAGACUGCAUUCGUUGAAAAUGUG